This is a messenger RNA of Cajanus cajan (pigeon pea), 1675 nucleotides long. The record is from RefSeq and is a predicted model, not a curated record. Lineage: Eukaryota; Viridiplantae; Streptophyta; Magnoliopsida; Fabales; Fabaceae.
AUGCUAAUUAAGGUUUUUGGUUGUCUUGCAAAUGCUACCACUCUUCAUCACAAUAGAAAGAAGUUUGAUCCAAGGGGAAGAAGAUGUGUUUUUCUAGGGUUUAAGCCUCAGACCUUACAUAGACCAUGCCUUUCCCUUCCCUUCCUCAGUAGGCCACUCGCUAUUCCUGGUUCUGCAGCUCAGGAAAACAGAAUAUUCAACACAACUAAUGUUGGCAGUGUUAACAUCAGGGAUGGUCCUUAUCAGGGAAACAAGACCCGCACAAAUAAUAGCUGGAAUGCUUCUUUUUUGAGCAACUUUUUUAACAAUGACAAAGGCGGAAGUUCUAGUGGAAUUGAGAGCUCUAAUGCAAGAGGAACCAUGAACUUUUUGGGUCUCUCAAAGGACAAAAUGGCUUCCCCACUUGAGAAUGUGUCUUCUCUUCUUGCACCUGUUCAUGAACAUGCUCACCAACUACAGUUAGGAGUUGAUAAAACCAGCAAUACAAGACUGUGGAAUACCUCUGCCGGUGCACCAAACAUGUUAGGCAUUGGAAGCUCCAGCAAUGCAUUUGCCAGUAUUUACCCAACAAGCGUGAUCUCAGGGCCUCAUCCUCAGCCAUUUAAUUCCAUAUUCUCAAACAAUGGAAAUAGGCCUUCAGGGUUAUCUCAAUCAAGGCCAGAAAACUUCAAGUCUUUCAUGCCAAGCAAUAACCUUGCAGAGUCUAUGGUGCAUCAGCCACGGCCAACAGAUUUUAUUAAUCUCUCAGAUUUGACUCUUGCGCCUCAAUCAAGGGCAGAAAACCUCAUGUCCUACAUGCCAAGAAAUAACCUCACACAGUCUCUGCCAAGGCCAGGAGGUAUUAUUAACCUCUCAGGUAUGUCUGUGUCUCGGCCAAGGCCAAAAGAAUCAAUGGAUAACGUGAGUCACAUGACUAAUUACCUUAGAGAACAGUCUCUCAUGUAUCAUCAGCAUCAGCAUCAGCAUCAGCAUCAGCGUCAGCAUCAGCAUCAGCAUCAGCCAAGGCCAGAAGACCCAAAUGAUGAAGUGGGUAAUUACCUUAGAGAAAUGACUCGUAUGUAUAAUUUGUAUCACCCUGAGACAUGGCCAGCAGAGUCUAUGUCUAGCCUGAAUCCCUUAAGGCACUCUCUUUUGUCUCAACCAAAGCAGGAAGAGUCAGUUCCAAGUAAGAACCUCCCAGGGUCAAGUGUUUUGCCUUCACUAGCUGCACACUUUUCUAAUGAGUCAGAUACUUCACCAGACUUCAAAAACAGCACUUGCCUGAUGCAGACAAGUCAAGAACUCAUGCACCAACAAGCUGCACUAAACACUCCCCCAGCAACUCAUGGUUUUCCUGACAUGAAAAUGAAGCAAAGGGAAGACUAAAGGGUAUUUGGACCUCAAUCUGUAGCAGAAGUACCUUUUCAUGAAUAAAAAGGAAGAAAAAGAAGAUCCGGAAAUCACUUUCUAUUCUACAUUCUCUCUCAAUGAGCUCUACAAGUACAAGAAAGAUGAUUAGGGUUGAAGCUCACGCCUUCAAGUCCAUGGAUUCUAUCUUUCUUCCUUUAUAUGUUUUUGUUGAUUUUAGUUUUUCUGUGCCUGGUUAAACCCACUUUUGUUGGGGUAAGGAAUAUUUCUAUGCAACCCAUGAAUAUUUUAUUUGGGAUUUUUAAUAAAACUUUGUUUUUCCUAUCUU